This is a messenger RNA of Striga asiatica, 132 nucleotides long. Lineage: Eukaryota; Viridiplantae; Streptophyta; Magnoliopsida; Lamiales; Orobanchaceae. The record is from the annotation of a GenBank genome assembly.
AUGAAAAAAGGAGAGUCUAUCAAGAUCAGGCUUCAUAUUAAGAAGUCAGUCAGACAGCAGAGGAUUCACAACUUGGCCAACAAAAAGCACACCACCACUGGUCUCCUCCCUUAUUACAAAGAGGAAAGGAUG